Molecule: messenger RNA, 1008 nt
Organism: Rubroshorea leprosula
Lineage: Eukaryota; Viridiplantae; Streptophyta; Magnoliopsida; Malvales; Dipterocarpaceae
Source: the annotation of a GenBank genome assembly
GCUUGCUCAUCCACUACUUUAAACUCUUAGAACUAUUCAAAUAAUUACAAAUGUUGUUAUAACCUGUGUGCACAAAUGUUAAAGCAUUUAGUUUACAAAUUCAACAUUUCUAUCUUUAGUUUGGUUUUCCAAACAUGGACAUGUGAGAGAAAUAUUAUCCGCCUAGACCAAAACUUAACUUUGACUUGUUCAAAGGACAAACAAGGUGAAUGACAGUUAGUAACAACUGUCUAUUCUACCAGUCUAUCAAUCUACUAGGUAUUUGAAUGUAGAUUAUUUUGGCCCUCUUCCAGUUAGGUGUCACAAACUUGGAGGAUGCUUUUGAACAUAUUGGAGAAGUUCUGAAGUGUGUAAAGAACAAGCACCUUGAAGAAGCAUGCUAGAUGAAGGGCUGGGUGGUGAACUAGAGAUGAUGAUUGCAACAAAGAUGGUCCUCCAUGACUGGCAAAUGAAAGAGGUAGAUUGCACUUUCUUGUUCCUCCCUCAUCAGUGGGAGGAUGGCUUGUUAGAAUCAAAUACUAUGCAUGGAAUAGAUAAAGAGACGGUGGCUAAUGAUAGUCAAGCGUACCUGCAGCAUCACGUGAAGCCAUCACAAAUGUAAUCUCAUCCCAGUAGCAAAGAAGUUUACCAGUACAAAGGGAUCUCUAUUCUCUUUAGUGAGAAAGAACUAAAUGAUGAGACAGCCAACGAAGUCCCUAAAUGAUGAUGAAACUGGAGAUCAAAAAAGGCUAAUGAGAGGGAGAUACCAAGUUCCAGCAGCUGGGCUAGACGUAUGCUUGGAAGAAAACAUGGCUCUCUUUUUGUAGUUAGGAAUUAUUGUUAUCACAUCCAGCAUAUUUUUGUUCUUCCAAGAUGAUGAGUUCUAGUUAUUUAUUAUGUAAAAUUAUCCCUGAAUAUUCUGGGAUUUGAUCCAUGGAGGCAUGGAGUGACAGUUAGUAGGAUACACAUGGAAAGAUGAAUCAACAUUCAGAAACAUGGUGGCCUAAGUAAUGAAAAAAAUCAUUCAAG